AUGUCGAGCUUGGGAUCAGUACCGGAUACCAUCAACUUCCCGGCCGAAGAGAAGAAAAUCCUCGAGCAUUGGGAUAAGGAAAGCACCUUCAAAAAAUCGCUAGAGUGGGUUGUCAAGUUGUUGUUUCAUUCCUUCUUUAGAUUAUCCAAGGAUCGACCUCAUUUUACUUUCUAUGACGGCCCUCCAUUUGCUACCGGUCUUCCUCAUUAUGGCCACAUCCUAGCAGGAACCAUCAAGGAUGUUGUGACCAGAUGGGCUGCGCAAACUGGCCAUCAUGUCGAAAGGCGCUUUGGUUGGGAUACCCACGGUCUUCCAGUUGAAUUUGAGGUUGAUAAAACCUUGGGUAUCAAAGGACCCGGUGAUGUUCAUGAAAUGGGUAUCGGAGUCUACAACAACCAUUGUCGAAGCAUCGUUAUGAGGUAUUCAAACGAAUGGAGGCAUACUGUGCAGAGAAUGGGUCGUUGGAUUGACUUCGACAAUGAUUAUAAGACUCUGUAUCCUUGGUUUAUGGAAUCCGUUUGGUGGGUCUUCUCCGAACUCUACAAAAAAGAUAUGGUAUAUCGUGGUGUGAAGGUUAUGCCUUUCUCUACUGGAUGCUCCACUCCAUUGAGUAACUUCGAAGCCGGUCAAAACUACAAAGACGUUCAAGAUCCUGCUGGUAAGAGGUUAAAUUGUAUUAUUUUAGAUAUGUUUAGAAACACCUUUAUCUUUUUUGUUUAGCAUUUGUCGGUUUUCAAUUGAAGGACAACCCGAAGAGAUCUCUCAUCAUUUGGACCACUACUCCAUGGACUUUGCCCAGUAAUCUGGCUAUCGCUGUCCACCCAGACCUUGAGUAUGUGGCUGUCAAACCGAAAGGAGGUGAUAAAGAAUAUGUUCUGUUGAAAAGCCGGCUAACUGAGUUGUGGAAGAAGCCUGAUCAAUACGAAAUCCUCGAGACUUUCCUAGGAAAGGCUCUUGGUGGCUUGGAGUACGAACCAGUCUUUCCUUACUUUGCUCAUCGAAGAGAAAGUGGGGCUUUCCGAGUUCUUUUGGGUACUUUCAUCACUACUGAUCAAGGUACCGGGUGUGUUCAUCAAGCUCCUUACUUUGGAGAGGUAAGCGUUUUUAUACUUUUGUUUUUCGUUUUGGCAACACAUGCUGAAUUUUGAUAUGUAUAACAUACGAAUUGGGUUUAGAUCGAUUUCGCUACAUGCUUGGAAAAUGGUGUCAUCACUAAAGAUGGAGAUUUAGUCUGUCCCGUUGAUGAAAAGGGUCUCUUCACUGCUGAAGUUGCUGAUUAUAAAGGCCAGUAUGUCAAGGACGCGGAUAAGGCCAUUCUGAAAGCUCUACAACAAUCCGGACAUUUGGUUAAACAAGCCACUUGUCAGCACAGUUAUCCAUUCUGCUGGCGGUCUGACACUCCGCUGUUAUACAAGGCCGUGCCGUCUUGGUUUAUCAGAGUAGAGAGCAUCGUCUCAAAACUUUUGGAAAAUAACGAUAAGACGUAUUGGUAAGUAAAGUUUCGAAUGUAUUUUUUAUUGUUCAGGGUUCCAACCUUCGUCAAGGAAAAGAGAUUCGCUAACUGGCUUCGGGAUGCCAGAGAUUGGGCCGUAAGCCGAAACCGUUUCUGGGGAACUCCCAUUAAUCUUUGGGUCAGCGAUGAUUACAGUGAGAUCGUUUGCCCAUCUUCCAUCAAAGAAUUGGAAGAGUUGACCGGAAAGAAGAUCACGGAUAUCCAUCGAGAGAGUGUCGAUGAUCUGACUAUCAAGUCGAAGUCUGGGAAUAUCCUGAAGAGAACUUCCGAGGUCUUCGAUUGCUGGUUCGAAUCCGGCUCCAUGCCUUAUGCCCAGCAGCAUUAUCCUUUCGAGAACAAACAGAGAUUUGAAGAGAAUUUCCCCGCUGAUUUUAUUGCCGAGGGAAUUGAUCAGACUCGAGGAUGGUUCUACACUUUGUUGGUGUUGUCAACCGCUCUUUUUGACAAGCCUCCGUUUAAGAACCUGAUCUGUAAUGGACUUAUCCUUGCCUCUGAUGGAAACAAGAUGUCAAAGAGCAAGAAGAACUACCCGGAUCCAUUGGAAGUUGUCAACAAGUACGGAGCUGAUGCCCUGAGGCUUUAUUUGAUCAACAGUCCAGUUGUUAGAGGAGAGACUCUCAAGUUCAAAGAAGAUGGGGUCAGAGAAGUCCUCAAGGAUGUGUUCUUACCUUGGUUCAACGCUUUCCGUAUUUUGGCUGCUAAUUUGAGACUGUUUGAAUUGGUAAACACAAUCUUUUUAUGUUUUAUUAAAGGUUUUCUUUGACAUUGAUCUGUUUAUUUUAGGAUGCCAAGGCCAAGUUCGAUUUCCACACUGGAAAUGCGGUUAAUGUAAUGGAUCGAUGGAUCGUUUCCUUCACCAACAGUCUGGUCCAAUAUGUCCGCAAAGAGAUGGAGCUGUACCAUCUUUAUGCCGUCGUGAAUCCUCUUACAAAAUACUUUGAUACCUUGACCAACAUCUACAUCAGAUUGAACAGGAAUCGCUUCAAGCCCGAGAAUGAGGACGAUGAAGAUCGUCGUAUCGCCCUGUCCACUCUUGCUCAUGUUCUGGUCACUGUAGUCAGAUUGAUGGCCCCAUUCACUCCAUUCUUCUCUGAAUAUCUUUGGGAUCAUCUGAAGACUGUCAUUGGGUCAGAUAAGGGUUCUGUUCACUUCACUGACAUCCCUGAACCACACAUUGAAUGGAUUGAUGCAGAUGUGGAGAGAAGGGUCAGCGCCAUGAGAGAGGUUAUUGACAUUACAAGGACGCUGAGAGAACGAAAGGGAAUCAGCACUCGAGUAAGGGGUCUUGUUAUAUUGUCAGAUGUUAUGAUAAUUUUUGUUACAGUACCCGCUGAGAGAAGUGAUCGUUGUAAACCGCUCCCAACAAUUCCUCGACGAUGUGCUCAGCUUGAAGACUUAUAUUCAAAGUGAACUCAAUGUGAAGGAGGUUACCGUAUCCCAAGACAAGGCCAAAUACGGGGUCCAAUUGAAGGCCGAACCAAACUUCAAAUUGUUGGGAAAAAGAUUGAGAGGAGAUCAGAAGAAGGUCGCUGAUUAUUUGAGGAACACCGUGACUGAAACCGAAUUGGAAGAGCUGAUCGCUAACUGUAAGAUCACCGUCCUUGGCUAUGAAUUGACCUCGGAAGAAGUGGGAGUCGCCUUUACGUGUGAUUCUGGAUCCGGAGGAAAUUGGGAAACCCAAGCUGGAAAUCAAACUGUCGUUCUUCUGGAUUGCACUGAAGAUCAGCAACUUUUGGAAGAAGGAUUGAGCAGAGAGAUCAUCAACCGAAUCCAAAAAUUGAGAAAAGAAGCGAAGCUUCAGCCUGAUGAUGUUGCCAGUGCUUAUUGUACCUUCGAACCAGUUGACGGCCAUCUUUUGAAAACGGCCAAGGCCUAUCUCGAGACUAUCUCUAAGUCUACUGGAACUACCGUGAAGUUGAAUGAGGAUACCAAAGGAAAGGUGGUGGCCUCAAGCAAGUCCGAGAUCAGAGAUGAGCAGGUUGAGGUGAGUCCUUCUCAUUGCAUUUUGGAAUUUCUUUGCUUUGAAUCUAAAUCUUUGCUGUUUUAAUAUGCCGAUUUCAGGUUAAACUUAUCCUUGGUGCUCAAUAA
This is a messenger RNA of Bursaphelenchus xylophilus (pine wood nematode), 3601 nucleotides long. The record is from the annotation of a GenBank genome assembly. NCBI's taxonomy places the organism in Eukaryota, Metazoa, Nematoda, Chromadorea, Rhabditida, Aphelenchoididae.